Zonotrichia leucophrys gambelii is the source of this 1089-nucleotide messenger RNA. RefSeq lists its product as uncharacterized. The record is from RefSeq and is a predicted model, not a curated record. Lineage: Eukaryota; Metazoa; Chordata; Aves; Passeriformes; Passerellidae. The coding region runs from base 1 to 1089 and encodes 362 amino acids. The transcript is spliced from 2 exons.
AUGCUGGAAUCUGAGGAAACGCAGGAAUCUGAGGAAAUGCAGGAAUCUGAGGAAACGCAGCAAUCUGAGGAAAUGCAGCAAUCUGAGGAAAUGCAGCAAUCUGAGGAAAUGCAGGAAUGUGAGGAAAUGCAGGAAUGUGAGGAAAUGCAGCAAUCUGAGGAAAUGCAGGAAUCUGAGGAAAUGCAGGAAUCUGAGGAAAUGCAGGAAUCUGAGGAAAUGCAGGAAUCUGAGGAAAUGCAGCAAUCUGAGGAAAUGCAGCAAUCUGAGGAAAUGCAGGAAUCUGAGGAAAUGCAGGAAUCUGAGGAAACGCAGCAAUCUGAGGAAAUGCAGCAAUCUGAGGAAAUGCAGGAAUCUGAGGAAAUGCAGCAAUCUGAGGAAAUGCAGGAAUCUGAGGAAACGCAGGAAUCUGAGGAAAUGCAGCAAUCUUGGAAAUGCAGCAAUCUGAGGAAACGCAGGAAUGUGAGGAAAUGCAGCAAUCUGAGGAAAUGCAGCAAUCUGAGGAAAUGCAGGAAUCUGAGGAAACGCAGCAAUCUGAGGAAAUGCAGCAAUCUGAGGAAAUGCAGCAAUGUGAGGAAACGCAGGAAUCUGAGGAAACACAGCAAUGAAUGUGAGGAAAUGCAGGAAUCUGAGGAAACGCAGCAAUCUGAGGAAAUGCAGCAAUCUGAGGAAACGCAGCAAUGUGAGGAAACGCAGGAAUCUGAGGAAAUGCAGGAAUCUGAGGAAAUGCAGGAAUGUGAGGAAAUGCAGCAAUCUGAGGAAAUGCAGCAAUCUGAGGAAAUGCAGGAAUGUGAGGAAACGCAGCAAUGUGAGGAAACGCAGGAAUGUGAGGAAAUGCUGGAAUCUGAGGAAAUGCAGCAAUCUGAGGAAACACAGGAAUCUGAGGAAAUGCAGCAAUCUGAGGAAAUGCAGCAAUCUGAGGAAACGCAGCAAUCUGAGGAAAUGCAGGAAUCUGAGGAAAUGCAGGAAUCUGAGGAAAUGCAGGAAUCUGAGGAAACGCAGCAAUCUGAGGCAGAGCAGCCCACAGACUGUCCCAGCAGCGCUGUGUCCACACCACACUCCCACAGAAAGCUCCUCCAUCCCUCCUGCUGA